This is a messenger RNA of Salvia splendens (bonfire salvia), 1461 nucleotides long. RefSeq lists its product as uncharacterized. The transcript is spliced from 2 exons. The record is from RefSeq and is a predicted model, not a curated record. Bases 1 to 1461 code for a protein of 486 amino acids. NCBI's taxonomy places the organism in Eukaryota, Viridiplantae, Streptophyta, Magnoliopsida, Lamiales, Lamiaceae.
AUGACAAACAACCCACUUUUCGAGGAAGAAGUUGUGGACGAGCUACAAGAUGUUGAUGACCUUGAGGAUUUGGAGGGUUUGGAGGCAUUGAAGAAGAGUGGCAUAAAGUUUACCCCGUUCAAGUUCGUCAGAAAUGAGCUUCCGUUGUGGAAGCCUGGUGAUGUUUUUAAGCAUAGAGAUUUCUUCUAUGACGUGUUGAGUCAAUACGCAAUAAUGUCGAGAAGGCGGGUGCACGUGAAAAGAAACGACGGCGACAAACUUCGUGUGAUUUGUAAAGGGCAAGGAUGUGAGUGGUAUGUGUACUUGAGGAAGCACGAAAUACACAAUGGUCAUGAUUAUAUGGUGAUGAAUAUGCAACGCGAUCACGCGCACACAUGCUCUCAAGUAUUAGAUUCGAAGUGGCUGACGACCAAGUGGCUAGGGGAGCGUUAUAUGGAGAAGAUCAAAGCUAACUCUCACAUUCCACUUGCAGCUAUACGGCAGUGUGUCGAUGAAGAUUUUGGCCUGAAGAUAGGUAGGAUGAAGGCAUAUCGGGCCAGAGAACACGCACUGGACGACAUUUUCGGCUCUGCGGCGACCCAAUACAGAAACUUGUUCUACUAUAAAGCCGAAUUGGAGCGGACGCACCCUGAAUCCAGCAUUCAUAUACAUUAUGAGAGUAUGAGUGAUUCUGGCGCCGUUGGUCCGAGAUUCAUGAGGUUCUACUGCUGUCUAGGGCCAUUGAAAAAGGGAUGGAUGGAGUUAUGUCGCCCGAUUAUCUUCUUCGACGCUUGUUUCUUGCGAGGGAUGUACAAAGGCCAGCUAAUGACAACAAUGGGGAUUGAUCCCAACAAUGGCUGGUGGCCGAUUGCUUGGGCGGUGACUGAGGCCGAGAGUUAUGUCCAGUGGAAGUGGUUCGUGGAGUACUUGUCUAAUGACCUAAACUUGCAUGCAAAUGGCCCACGUUAUGUGUUUAUGUCUGACCAACAAAAGGGCCUUGCAAAGUUGCUUGCUGAGGAAUUCCCACAGAGCGAGCAUCGCUUUUGUGUUCAGCACAUAUACAACAAUUUCAAGAAGAGAUUUGUUGGUGAAGAUUUCAAAGACCGGUUGCGGGAGAUUGCCUCGAGUACCACCGUCGAACAGUACGUGGCUUUGAUGGAUGCUUUGCAGACCGAGUAUCCCAGUGCACACCAGUGGCUUUCUGGAGUAGCUCCCAAAGAAAAGUGGGUCAAGGCAUUUUUCGCUCCACACACUUGUUGUGAUGUGAUCCUGAACAACAUCUGUGAGACAUUCAAUUCGAAGAUUGCAUUGGCUCGAGAGAAAGCAAUUAUCAGCAUGUUGGAGGACAUUCGAACAAGUCAAAUGGAAAGAAUUCAGAUCAGAGGCCAGUGGAUCAAAAGCUACGAUCACGCAGUCCCUCCUGUUAUCAAGGAGCUUGUUGAUAAGUGGUACGCGAGGGCUUCAUCGUGGAGGGCUACAUAG